AUGGACACUAUGACGUUACGUCGCAAAGACACGACCAAGGGCCCUCCGUUGAGGGUUCUGUCGUUAGAUGGAGGUGGCGUUCGAGGAUACUCGAUGCUCAUCAUUCUCCAGGAACUCAUGUACCGCAUCUACGUCGAGACUGAGGGCAAACCCCCGCGCCGAGACCAGAUCCCCAAACCCUGCGACCACUUCGACCUCAUCGCCGGCACCGGCACGGGCGGCCUCAUAGCCCUCAUGCUGGGUCGGCUACGACUCGACCUGGAAACCUGCAAGGAAGUCUACGUGCGCAUGACCCGUCGCGUCUUCGAGACCGACAAGACCAUCGCCGGCAUCCCCUACCGCUCGACCUUGUUCAAGGCGUCCAAACUAGAGGAGGCGAUCCGGGAAUGUGUCCGGGAACAUACGGUAUUCGAGGCCGAGGGGAAUGAUCUGCCCAAUGCCAGCUCGCGCAGCUCCGUCGCCAGCGCGCCAUACAGUCCCGCGGCGAUUCCGCAGCGCUCCGUGAGUAGAGGCAGUUUCAGCACGUCUGGCGCUUCGCAUCCCUCGACGCCGAUCAGUCAGCGACAUUCAGCUAUCAUCAACGGGCUACGAUGGGGGAACCCGGAUGCUCUACUCUACGAUAAUCGGGAAAAUCGGACAAAAACUGCUGUGACGGCGUUAUACAAAGGCACCCCCCGCAACGGAUCCGCGGUGCUGCUGCGAUCGUACGACUCGCGCAAAGAACCUCCUCCCGAAUUCAACUGCACUAUCUGGCAAGCCGGCCGUGCCACCUCGGCGACAGGUCUGGCGUUUAAGCCAAUUCAAAUCGGACAGCAUCUCUUUAUCGAUGAGGGUGCGGGUACAUAUAAUCCGGCGCCGCAGAUCCUGGAUGAAGCGGCUGUCAACGAGUGGCCCGGGCGAGAAAUCGGGGUGUUUAUCAGCGUGGGCACCGGCAAGCGUCCGCCAGGCACGAACAAUCGGCAGCAUGAGUGGUGGGAAGAUUUCUUUGGCGAUGCUCUUGGCACAUUUGCCGAGGCGCGACGACGACUGAUCGCUAAGAUCGAGGGUUGCGAGGAGAUCCAUCAGGAGAUGCUUCGCACCCACCUGGCCAAGCGCGGAGUGAACAAGGACAACUACUACCGGAUGAAUGUCGAGGUCGGCGUGGGUGAGUUUGGCAUGAACGAGUGGAACCGACUGGCCGACAUCAGCACCAAUACCCGACGCUACUUGUCCAAGCCAGAAGUCAAGAAAAGCAUCAUGGACGCCGGGGUCAAGUUCGCAAAGAUCGAGCGCAUGCACCGGCGACUGGCUGCGCAUGCGGCCGCUGGAUAUGAUCCUUCCACAGAGCCAACGGAAGAUGCGCCAUUCUCGCCUCAGAGCUACACUUCGCAAGGACCAGUAUUUUCCGUUCCGCCACCCUCCAACCCCAUGGCGGUGGAGUUGCCCGCAGAGCUACCUGGCGACUUUGCACCCAUCAUGACACAUCAGCCUCCGUCGAGCGGCUUACGAGUUCCGUCCCCUCCGGCUGAGGAUACGCUGCCACCACAUCCGACCCCGCAGGAUGGCGUUUAUCCUUCGUCAGGUCGGGUUUCCAGCGGUAGCUUCAGUUAUACUCACAGCGACGGGAGUCGGCCCGGCUCGCAGCAACAAAUGGCGUCGCCUCGGCUGAGCGUGGAGCAGGUGCAGGUGCAGGAGAGUAACCUGCCACCUCCAGUGCCGCCAAAGACCCCGAUUCCGUAUCCUGAUAAUGCGAACGAGGCACUGAUGCCGAUGCCCUUGAUGGUGCAUCAUGGUCGGAAUGGGUCAACUGGGAAGGUCCGCCCGCCAUAUCCCGUUGACGAGCCUCCUCCAGCGGUGAACAAGCAGCGGAAACCCAGUUAUCAUGUGCGAUGA
Molecule: messenger RNA, 1872 nt
Organism: Aspergillus lentulus
Lineage: Eukaryota; Fungi; Ascomycota; Eurotiomycetes; Eurotiales; Aspergillaceae
Source: RefSeq, a predicted model, not a curated record